This is a messenger RNA of Dioscorea cayenensis subsp. rotundata (Guinea yam), 954 nucleotides long. RefSeq names its product ras-related protein RABC1. Gene Ontology annotation, molecular function: GTP binding; GTPase activity. Bases 155 to 787 code for a protein of 210 amino acids. Lineage: Eukaryota; Viridiplantae; Streptophyta; Magnoliopsida; Dioscoreales; Dioscoreaceae. The transcript has 7 exons. The record is from RefSeq and is a predicted model, not a curated record.
ACCGCCUCGAGUUUUCUUCGUCUCCCCGCGAUCCCUUUCUCUUUACUCUCCUCCAUCUCCCCCCCUUCACUUCCAACCAUUAAAGCUUCCAAUUUCAAACCCUAGAUCUCUUCCUUCGCCUCCUCAAGGUGUUUUUUUUUUAAGGUGUGAUCCGAUGGAUUCGGCGUCGAGUCAGCCGGAGUUUGAUUACUUGUUCAAGUUGCUGUUGAUUGGGGAUUCGGGCGUGGGGAAGAGUAGUUUGCUGCUGAGAUUCACCUCGGAUUCUUUCGAAGAUCUCUCGCCCACCAUCGGUGUUGAUUUUAAGGUAAAGAUGGUUACAAUGGGGUGCAAAAGACUAAAACUAGCAAUCUGGGAUACAGCUGGGCAGGAGAGGUUCAGAACCUUGACAAGUUCAUACUACAGAGGAGCACAAGGCGUCAUAAUGGUUUAUGAUGUCACACGAAGGGACACAUUUACAAAUCUUUCUGAUGUAUGGGCUAAAGAGAUAGAUUUGUAUUCAACUAAUCAAGACUGCAUCAAGAUGCUGGUCGGGAACAAAGUUGAUAAGGAAAGUGAGAGAGUUGUUACUAAGAAAGAGGGCAUCGACUUUGCGAGGCAAUAUGGAUGUUUGUUUCUAGAAUGCAGUGCAAAAACACGAGUGAACGUGGAGCAAUGCUUUGAAGAGCUCGUCUUGAAGAUCUUGGACACGCCGAGUCUCUUGGCGGAGGGAUCUUCAGGGUUGAAGAAGAAUAUAUUUAAACAGAAGCCGCCGGCAGCUGCCGAUGCGUCAACUAGUAGCUGCUGUUGAUUCAUGUUUGUUGUUCACCUUGAUAUGGCAAAUUUGGUGGUAAUUCUCAGGGCUGCAUUGAUAGGCUGUUGCUGAUACAGCAGUGUUUGGGGUGGUAAACCCUUGUUUUCCUUUUUUUCAUUUCGUGUACACUAUUCACAUGAGAACAGUACUCAUUGCAUCAAGGA